Messenger RNA from Drosophila pseudoobscura, 2001 nucleotides. RefSeq names its product beta-Tubulin at 85D (gene betaTub85D). NCBI's taxonomy places the organism in Eukaryota, Metazoa, Arthropoda, Insecta, Diptera, Drosophilidae. Gene Ontology annotation, biological process: mitotic cell cycle; microtubule cytoskeleton organization. The record is from RefSeq and is a predicted model, not a curated record. Gene Ontology annotation, cellular component: microtubule; cytoplasm. Gene Ontology annotation, molecular function: GTP binding; structural constituent of cytoskeleton; GTPase activity. Bases 165 to 1505 code for a protein of 446 amino acids. The transcript is spliced from 2 exons.
GUAUAUCAGUUUAACUUAAAAAAUUCAUUCGUUCGUCGGCCGUAUUCCAGAUAAGUUGCUCCUUUUUCAGAAUUUUUUCCAAAACUAAAUUUUUUAUUUUUGUUUUUUUUUUUUUUUUGGGCUGUCAGUAAUUUGUUAAUUAUUUUACAAGAUUCAAGACUGAAAUGCGCGAGAUUGUUCACAUUCAGGCGGGCCAAUGCGGCAACCAAAUAGGGGGAAAGUUUUGGGAGGUAAUAUCUGACGAGCACUGUAUAGAUGCCACCGGCACGUACUACGGCGACAGUGAUUUGCAAUUGGAGCGAAUAAAUGUGUACUACAACGAGGCGACAGGAGCGAAGUAUGUACCACGCGCCAUUCUUGUCGACCUGGAGCCCGGCACCAUGGAUUCGGUGCGCUCUGGGGCAUUUGGUCAAAUCUUCCGGCCCGACAACUUUGUCUUUGGGCAGUCGGGGGCGGGUAACAACUGGGCCAAGGGACACUACACGGAAGGGGCCGAGCUGGUGGACUCUGUGCUGGAUGUGGUGCGAAAGGAGUCGGAGGGCUGUGAUUGUCUGCAGGGCUUCCAGCUGACUCACUCGCUCGGCGGAGGCACCGGCUCGGGUAUGGGCACCCUGCUGAUCUCCAAGAUCCGCGAGGAGUACCCCGACAGAAUCAUGAACACCUUCUCGGUGGUGCCAUCGCCCAAAGUGUCGGACACGGUGGUGGAGCCCUACAAUGCCACCUUGAGUGUGCAUCAGCUGGUGGAGAACACCGAUGAGACGUACUGCAUCGACAACGAGGCGCUGUACGACAUCUGCUUUCGCACCUUGAAGCUGACCACGCCCACCUACGGAGAUCUGAAUCACUUGGUGUCGGCAACCAUGUCCGGGGUGACCACCUGCCUGCGCUUCCCGGGCCAGUUGAAUGCCGAUCUGCGCAAGCUGGCCGUGAACAUGGUGCCCUUCCCCCGGCUGCACUUCUUCAUGCCGGGCUUUGCGCCGCUGACAUCCCGCGGAUCCCAGCAGUACCGUGCCCUCACCGUGCCAGAGCUGACGCAGCAGAUGUUCGACGCCAAGAACAUGAUGGCUGCCUGCGAUCCGCGUCACGGUCGCUACCUGACAGUGGCCGCCAUCUUCCGCGGGCGCAUGUCCAUGAAGGAGGUAGACGAGCAGAUGCUGAACAUCCAGAACAAGAACAGCAGCUUCUUCGUCGAGUGGAUACCCAACAACUGCAAGACGGCCGUGUGCGAUAUCCCGCCUCGCGGUCUCAAAAUGUCGGCCACAUUCAUUGGCAACUCAACGGCCAUCCAGGAGCUGUUCAAGCGCGUCUCCGAGCAGUUUACGGCGAUGUUCCGGCGCAAGGCCUUCUUACAUUGGUACACUGGCGAGGGCAUGGACGAGAUGGAGUUCACCGAGGCGGAGAGCAACAUGAACGAUCUGGUGUCGGAGUAUCAGCAGUACCAGGAGGCCACUGCCGACGAAGAGGGCGAGUUCGACGAGGACGAGGAGGGUGGCGGCGAUGAGUAGUCGCCCUCAAUAGCACACCUUACACCCAUCGCCAACACUCACACACUUUACACCCACCGCCAACACUGACACACUUUACACCCACCGCCAACACUCACACACUUUGCACCCACCGCCAACACUCGCACACUUUACACCCACCGCCACAACACUCGCAAAGAUCAUAUCAAUCGAUUCUCAUACAAAUCCCACACUGUUCGUGUCUGUGCCAAAACACUGGGAUAUUUGGGGCCACCACUUCCACCUUACUGAUGUUGUUGCACAUAUCUUCAGUUGGAGAUGCGUUGGCUAAUAUUACGCAAAACUGCUCCUCUGGUUAGAUCACACAAACACGCAAAACCACACAAAUACCUUACACCUACACCCUGCACCUACUCAAGCCCAAAGACAUUCCUCUCUUUUAUUUUUUGUUGCAAUUGCUAGAUACCGCUCCCACACUAAUACAUACAUACAUACACAUGUAACGGUAAUAAAUCUGUUUGGAGUUUAUGCUCUA